This is a messenger RNA of Vigna angularis (adzuki bean), 1379 nucleotides long. RefSeq names its product RING-H2 finger protein ATL56. The coding region runs from base 158 to 703 and encodes 181 amino acids. The transcript is spliced from 2 exons. NCBI's taxonomy places the organism in Eukaryota, Viridiplantae, Streptophyta, Magnoliopsida, Fabales, Fabaceae. The record is from RefSeq and is a predicted model, not a curated record.
GCACACGGUCUUGCUCCCUCUCCCGUUUUCGAUGUGGGAUUGGAUCCCAUAAAAUCCAUUUUAUUCUGUAACACACCAUCAUUCACGCUCCGUCUCUCUUACAAUCUUUCUUCUUCUUCUUCAUCUUCUUACCUCCGAGGCCUCAAUUCCAAUAGCCAUGCCUCAUCCCACGCCCCACCCCCAACCCCAACCCCAACCCCAACCAAAACCUAAUCCCAACCUUCUCUCUCUCUUCCUCAAACCCAUCAUUAUGCUUCUUCUCACCUCCCUUUUCUUCCUCUUCAUUGGCUUCGCCGCCUUUCUCCUCCUCCACCUCUUCCUCCUUGGCGGCGCCUUCCACCGUCUUCGCUUCCGCCCCUCCGCCGCCACUGCCUCUGCUUCCAACGCCCUCCUUCCUCGCGAAAUCAACAAGCUACCUCGCUUCCGCCUCUCCCAUGGAUCCCAAAUGCUAGCCGACACCCACUGCGUUGUCUGUUUAGACGCCUUUCGCAGCGGCCAGUGGUGCCGGAAACUCACCGCCUGCGGUCACGUCUUUCACCGCAGGUGCGUCGACACGUGGCUCCUCAAAGUCGCCGCAUGCCCCACGUGCCGUACAUCCGUGCGAUUUAAUGCCGGGCCUCCAGUACAAGACUCGGCACUAGGUUCUACUUUUGCCCAGUUUCGAGCCUGCGAAACUGACUCCAAUGCUGUCACCCUUUUAUAGCUUGUGUCUGCAACAUUGUCGUGUCACUAGCUGCAUUCUUUUCUGCUAGUAUUUAGGGUUGAGUGAGCCUAGCUCCAUAGUCCAAUGACCGAAGAACAGCGAACUUAUGUGUGCUUAAAUAUUGGGCAAUUUACAGACUUUUCUUACGUUUUCUUGAAAUUUGUAUAGUGUUCCAUAUAUUUAAGGGAACAUUAUCACGGGCUUUGAUAAAACAAGGGUUUAGUGUGAAAUUUUAAAGAACUACAAGGGUUAAUUGGAUUUUGUCCUGGAAUUUUUGUGCUGGAUGGAUGGGGUGUAUGAUGAAAUCGUGAUUUUGCUGACAAUGGAUAGUUUGUUUACACGACUACAACAAAAGAUCAUGCAAUUAUGGGUAUGGCAUGAUGGAGUUAAUAAAACAUCCCCUGGUCUCUGAAUGGGUGGUUGAUUGGAAGAUGACAUACAUUGCUGGCUUGGGGAGGGUGAUUGAAGGUCUUUCUUGCUUCGUUAUUCUUGGUUGGCUUCGAUUGGGUGGGGGUGUGUAUGAAUAUUUGAAAAAAAUGUGAAGUUGAUCAAAUCCUUCUGUGUUUUUGCUGCAUUUUUUAUAAAUUAUCAGUGGUUUGUUUUUGAAGCUUUUACAUAUAACAUCCCGUGUAUGUAGUUUUCAUUUCACCGUAUAACAGUAAUAGGUUUUAUUUUA